This is a messenger RNA of Parnassius mnemosyne (clouded apollo), 2199 nucleotides long. NCBI's taxonomy places the organism in Eukaryota, Metazoa, Arthropoda, Insecta, Lepidoptera, Papilionidae. The record is from the annotation of a GenBank genome assembly.
AUGGAAAGUUUAUCUAACAAUCUAAAAGAAAUAAAUAGACUUCAAAAAUAUCCACCACUUCCGCUAACAAAUGAAGACAAAAACCAAAUUUCAAAUGCAACCAUUUGUCAUAUUUGUGAAACUGAGUUGGCAAAACAUUUUUAUGAUUUUGAUUGGUACACUGGUAGUUUUAUAGGUGUUGCUCAUGAAUCAUGUUGUUCGAAGAUCAGAACACCUAGUUAUAUACCAAUAUUUUUACACAACCUUAGUCACUAUGAUGCUCAUUUUAUUGUUCACGCGUUAAACUUUUGUGAUGGUGAAGUCGAAGUUAUCCCUCAAAAUAAAGAAAAAUAUAUAUCCUUUUCCAAAAAAUUAAAAGUGAAUAACCACGAAAUUAUAUUGAGAUUCUUAGAUUCAUUUAAGUUUUUAUCGUGUAAAUUAGAAGAAUUGGCCAAAAAUCUCAGUAAUGAUCAAUUUCAAGAAUUACGUAGAAAUUACCCUAAUGAUGAAGAUUUCUUUCGUUUAAAACGGAAAGGUGUUUAUCCAUAUGAACUUAUGACUAAUUAUGAUAGUUUAAGUCUAACAUCGCUCCCUGAACAAAAAUGUUUUUAUAGUUCACUCACAGAUUCACAUAUUUCAAAUGAUGAUUACAAUCAUGCUAAAGAUGUUUGGGAACAUUUUGGGUGUUGUAAUAUGCUAGAUUAUUCAAACCUAUAUUUAAAAACAGACGUUUUACUUUUAUCCGAUGUAUUUGAAAACUUUAGAAAGUUAUGUAUUAAUACAUAUGAUUUAGACCCUGUCCAUUAUUACACAGCACCCGGUUUAAGUUGGGAUGCAAUGUUAAAAUAUACAAAAAUAGAAUUAGAACUUUUAACAGAUUAUGAGAAAAUUGCAUUUAUUAGAUCAGGUAUCAGAGGUGGUGUAUCUCAAUGUAGUAAUCGUUAUGCUAGAGCUAAUAACAAAUACAUGGAGGAUUAUGAUACAGGGAAACCAAAUUCAUAUAUCACAUAUUUUGAUGCCAACAAUUUAUAUGGUUGGGCUAUGUCUCAAUAUCUUCCUACUGGUGGAUUCGAAUGGGUAAAUCCAAAUACAGAAUUUAAUGUGUCUAAGACAUCAGACUUCGGUUUUAUUUUAGAAGUUGAUUUGGAAUAUCCAGAUGAACUUCAUGAUUUACAUUCGGACUUUCCUUUAUGUCCAGAAAACAUUUGUGUAGGCAAUAUUAAUGAGAAUAAACUAGUCCCAAAUUUAAAUAAUAAAGAUAAAUAUGUAAUUCAUUACAGAAAUUUAAAGCAGUGCAUAGAAAUGGGGGUUAAAUUAACUAAAAUUCAUAGAGUUUUAAAAUUUAAACAGUCUCCCUGGUUGAAGAUGUACAUAGAUCUAAACACAAAAUUAAGAACUUUAGCAAAAUCAGAUUUCGAAAAAGAUUUUUAUAAAUUAAUGAAUAAUUCAGUCUUCGGUAAGACUAUGGAGAAUAUUGAAAAAAGGGUUAACAUAAAAUUAGUUACGCACUGGGAGAACCAGGGUAAAGCUUUAGGUGCUCAAGAUCUAAUCGCUAAACCACAAUUUCAUAGCCUUUCAAUAUUUUCGGAAAACCUAGUUGCGGUUCAGUUGCGAAAAACGAAGUUAAUAUAUAACAAACCAAUUUAUUUAGGGUUUUGCAUUUUAGAUAUUUCAAAAACAUUAAUGUAUGAUUUUCAUUAUAACUAUAUGAUUAAAAAGUUUAGUAAAAUCAAAUUAUUGUAUACAGAUACGGAUAGUUUAAUAUAUCAUAUAUUUACAAAUGAUUUUUACACUGAUAUAAAACCUGACCUUUCAUCAUACUUUGAUACCUCAGAUUAUGAUACAAAUAAUAUUUUUGAAUAUCCAAAAUUAAAUAAAAAGAAAUUAGGUUUUUUUAAAGAUGAAAAUAAUGGUAAAAUCAUGAAAGAAUUUGUGGGUUUACGAUCCAAAAUGUACGCUUUUAACUUAGAGAAUAAGACUAUAGCCAAGGCAAAAGGGGUAAAUAAAUGUAUCACUAAAAAGAUGACAAUGAAUAGUUAUAAGUCUUCUCUAUUUAAUAAAAAAGUGCAAUAUUAUAGUAUGCUUAGAUUUAAAUCAAUUAAACACACAAUUUUCACACAAAAAUUAAAUAAGAUAGGUUUAUCAUAUAAUGACACAAAGAGACAUAUUUUAGAUAAUAAUAUUGAAACAUUAGCUUGGGGUCAUUAUAAACUGCGUUAA